AUGUCGGGCGAGGCGUGGUUGUACCUUUUCGCGGUGUUGAUAAAUGCCGUCAACCUGUUCCUCCAGGUCUUCUUCACCAUUAUGUACAGUGACCUCGAAUGCGACUACAUCAACCCUAUCGACCUCUGCAACCGCCUGAACACCUACAUCAUCCCCGAGGCUGCCGUGCACGGAUUCCUGACAUUCCUGUUCUUGAUCAACGGAUACUGGGUGGCUCUAAUCUUGAACCUGCCUCUGCUCGCCUGGAACGUCAAGAAGAUCGUCGAGAACACCCACCUCCUCGACGCUACCGAGAUCUUCCGCAAGCUGAACGUCCACAAGAAGGAAUCAUUCGUCAAGCUGGGUUUCCACUUGAUCAUGUUCUUCUUCUACCUCUACAGCAUGAUCGUUGCUCUCAUCCGGGACGAUACCCACUAA
This is a messenger RNA of Truncatella angustata, 417 nucleotides long. Its product is annotated as endosomal cargo receptor. Gene Ontology annotation, cellular component: COPII-coated ER to Golgi transport vesicle; endoplasmic reticulum membrane. The record is from RefSeq and is a predicted model, not a curated record. Bases 1 to 417 code for a protein of 138 amino acids. The transcript is spliced from 2 exons. Gene Ontology annotation, biological process: endoplasmic reticulum to Golgi vesicle-mediated transport. NCBI's taxonomy places the organism in Eukaryota, Fungi, Ascomycota, Sordariomycetes, Amphisphaeriales, Sporocadaceae.